Molecule: messenger RNA, 282 nt
Organism: Trichophyton benhamiae CBS 112371
Lineage: Eukaryota; Fungi; Ascomycota; Eurotiomycetes; Onygenales; Arthrodermataceae
Product: conidiation-specific protein Con-10, putative
Exons: 2
Coding region: 1-282 (93 amino acids)
Source: RefSeq, a predicted model, not a curated record
AUGGCAGACUACAACCCGGCCAACUUUGCCAACCGGCCGCAGGAGGAGGUCGAGGAGAUUGCCAGGAAGGGCGGCCAAAGCAGCCACAGCAGCGGCUUCGCCAGCAUGGACCCUGACAAGCAGCGUGACAUCUCGUCCAAGGGUGGAAAAGCAUCCGGCGGGUCUUUCGAGCCCGGAAGCGAGCGAGCCAGGGAGGCCGGGCGGAAGGGUGGAAAAGUCGCAGGAGGCGGCAGCAGGAUGCUCGAGGAGGACGAGGAGGACCUCUUGCAGGCCGAGGACUAG